This is a messenger RNA of Meloidogyne enterolobii, 620 nucleotides long. The record is from the annotation of a GenBank genome assembly. NCBI's taxonomy places the organism in Eukaryota, Metazoa, Nematoda, Chromadorea, Rhabditida, Meloidogynidae.
GAUACUGCUUAUCGAGAGCUUUCGAAUGAUAGGAAUCAUUCGAAUUGGACCAAAUUAGCCGAUCAAAGGCGCGGCGCUCUAGUGACCUCAAAAAAUAUCUAGACUCAAAUCGACUUGAGGAACGAGACUAAGCUUUUAAAAAGAGUAAAUAUAGAAAGAGGGGAAACAUUUUCGGCCGGCCGAGUAUAAAAAUUCAAGGGUCACUUUAUCUAUCCAAUGCUCACUUGCUUGUGUUUAUCUUGGAACUGGCUGAAAUGAGAAGCAACAGUUCUGGUACUGUUCGUAUAGCUGAAGUUGAUGAAGCGAAUCUUCUGCAUUGGGUUCUGCUCCUCUAUCCUGAUCGUGAGCCUUACAACCGUGGAGCCUUUCGUGUCACCGUGGACUUUCCAACCGAAUAUCCUUUCAAGCCUCCACGUGUUACGUUUGUGACUAAGAUAUAUCACCCUAAUGUUGAUGACAAAGGCCAGGUUUGUUUGGGCAUCAUUCAAGCUGAGAACUGGAAGCCGGCUACACGAACGGAGCAAGGUUUUUAAUUUUUGAAAAUGGGUUAUCUCCAAGUCUAGAGAAUAAUCUGAAGUAAUUUUUGGUAAUAGUGUCGUUUCCAGGCCCCAUUUUUUCUC